This is a messenger RNA of Diospyros lotus (date-plum), 1086 nucleotides long. RefSeq lists its product as uncharacterized. Lineage: Eukaryota; Viridiplantae; Streptophyta; Magnoliopsida; Ericales; Ebenaceae. Bases 1 to 1086 code for a protein of 361 amino acids. The record is from RefSeq and is a predicted model, not a curated record. The transcript is spliced from 2 exons.
AUGGCAGAGGUGCGUGGUACCUUAGCAGGAAUGAUGAGAACGAUGGAAAGGCUUGCAACAAAUCAAGCUAGGCAGGAACUGGCGGGUCGAGAGACUGAGGGAAACCCUAUUGGCAGCAAUGAGGAACAAACCCCAACUUCCGAGGCUCAGAGAAGUGGGGGCAAUGAUAAUGCAAAUGGCCAGUUACUUAAGAACUUUAUGGCAAGCCACCCUCCAGAGUUUUGUGGUGGCGUUGAUGCGAUUGUGGUUGAAAACUGGAUGAUGGCCAUGGAAAAACACCUUCAGGCGAUUGGAUGUGCGGAUGUGCAGAAGGUACGAUUAGCUACAUUCCUCUUGAGAGGAGAUGCUGAACGCUGGUGGGAAACGGCUCGCCAACGAUUUGGAAAUCGAGAACCCUUGUGGUCGGAAUUUCAGACAGCUUUUAAUGAGCGUUUCUUUCCCGAUUGGGUACGGGAACAGAACACGUACGAGUUCAUUGAACUCGAGCAGGGAGGUAGAACAGUAGCACAGUAUGAGGCCGAGUUUACCUCUUUAGCUCGGUUCGCACCUGGCUUAGUGUCCUCAGAAGACAUGAAAAUAGCAAAAUUUCAAAGAGGACUUCGAGCAGAAAUUCGAUAUGCUCUGGCGAGAGCAAGGAUCCCUGACUUUUCAGCUGUGGUGCAACGGGCAUAUGCCAUAGAAAAGGACCAAAAUGAAUCUAAGUGCGGACAAGCGUCCCGAAAAGGAACAGAGCUUGCUAAGGGGCCCAGUGGAAGUAAGAAAAGGAAAAAUGAGAUGCGGGCAAAUGGCAGCGUGGCAAGUCCUCCAGUAUGUAACACUUGUGGAAAGAGUGUGGACAGAAAGGGCAUCGAGCAAGCCACUGCCCGCAGGCCUCGGCUGGUAGGCAAGGACCCCGAUUCGAUCAGAGACCUCUACUACCUGGAUGGCAAGGAGGAGCCGCUCGACAACCAAUGGCAUCGCCAGCACCGCAACAGGCAACAUAUGACAAGCUCCGUGGUUGGGGACGAGCAUUCGCUCUCACAGCAACCGACGGCGAAAAGGGAAAUGAGAAAGAAAUCGUGUAAGAUGAUGAAUGGGCAUAUAUGA